This is a messenger RNA of Engraulis encrasicolus (European anchovy), 7135 nucleotides long. RefSeq names its product protocadherin alpha-C2-like. Gene Ontology annotation, molecular function: calcium ion binding. Gene Ontology annotation, cellular component: plasma membrane. Gene Ontology annotation, biological process: homophilic cell-cell adhesion. The transcript is spliced from 4 exons. NCBI's taxonomy places the organism in Eukaryota, Metazoa, Chordata, Actinopteri, Clupeiformes, Engraulidae. The record is from RefSeq and is a predicted model, not a curated record. The coding region runs from base 255 to 3317 and encodes 1020 amino acids.
UCAGCCGCACAGAGCAUAGAGGAGAGAGAAAAAAUACCAGCAGAAGCUACCGACCAAGGGAGAGAACAUGGAUGUAGCCGGGAGAUGUCCGUUUAACGAGGCAGCGGAGAGGAGACUUUGGUCAUCCUGCACAUAGUCCGGUGUCAGCGGGCGACUCUCCGCUGGUUUUUAAUGCUGUGGCGGGAGUGUUCGCAAGGCAAGCUCAAGAGGCGGGAAGCUGUUUAUAAUCCGUCUGCGGAUCUUGCCAGCUUGCGAUGGCUGUUGCGGGGCAAUGUAGCAACACAAUCGAGUACGUGCCUCUUUGUUUUUAUUUGGGUUUAGUUUUACUAAGUGACCUUACAAAUGCACAAAUUCGCUAUUCCAUUCCAGAGGAGCAGGAUCCGGGAGCUCUCGUCGGUGACAUUGUGAGAGAUUUGGGACUGGAGCUGAGAAAGCUCUCCACACGCAGGAUCCGUAUCUCCUCCGAUAACAGGAGGUAUUUUAAUAUUGAUCACAAAAACGGGAAACUAUACGUGAGUGACAGAAUCGACCGAGAGACUCUGUGCGAUUACAGCGGCUCCUGCCUUCUCAACCUCGAAGUGGUCCUUGAAAACCCUGCCGAGGUGCACAACGUGGAGGUGGAGAUUUUGGACGCUAAUGACAACUCACCGUUAUUCCCUCGGGACGAGUACCAGCUGGAGAUAUCGGAGUCCGCGCCCGCAGGGUCCCGUUUCCCCAUCGAGGGCGCGCAGGACACGGACGACGGCUCCAAUUCCGUGCGCCUGUAUCGCCUCAGCCCAAACGAGCAUCUCGCGCUCGAGUCAAACAAGCCCCCGCCUAACGGAAAGCACAUCGAACUGGUUCUGAAAAAGCCACUGGACCGGGAGCUGACGCCCUCUCAUCACCUCCUUUUGACAGCCGUCGACGGAGGCGCCCCGCCGCGCACAGGCACAGCAAAAAUCAACGUGCGUGUUUUGGACACCAAUGACAACCCACCUGUGUUCGACAGCUCUGUUUACAAAGUCAAACUAAAGGAGAACUCGCCCCUGGGCGCCUUAGUGAUCAAACUUAACGCCACAGACCGAGAUGAGGGCACAAAUGGCGAGGUCUACUACUCCUUUAGCAGUUACACUCCAGAGAGAGUCCGCCAAAUGUUCACAAUGGACGCGGACAGUGGCGAGAUUCGAGUUCAGAGGAAUGUGGACUUUGAGGAGACCAGCACACAUGAAAUGUACAUCCAGGCCAUGGACAGGGGCCCGGCAGCCGUGGCCGUCCACUGCAAGGUGGUGGUUGAGGUGCUGGAUGUCAACGACAAUCCCCCUGAGAUCGUCCUGUCCUCGCUGUCCAGUCCUGUGAGAGAGGACGCCCGGGCGGACCACGUGGUGGCUCUGAUCGGUGUCACCGACCGUGACUCGGGUCAAAACAAGCACGUGACCCUGGACAUCAUCCCGCCCGACCUCCCCUUCAAGAUCAAGUCAUUCCGCAACCACUACACCCUGGUGACGUCCGCCUUCCUGGACCGAGAGACCAUCCCGUUCUACAACGUGACCAUCACGGCCACCGACAGUGGCACCCCUUCCCUCUCCUCCCAAAUGGUUGUCCGCGUCGACGUGGCAGACGUGAAUGACAACCCGCCACGCUUCGCUCAGCCCUCGUACACUGUCUACGUCACCGAGAACAACGCGCCCAGCACGCCACUCUGCGUGGUCAAAGCCACCGACCCGGACGCGGGAGAAAACGCCCGCAUCACCUACACGGUCCUGAACGACAACAACCACGGCAUCUCAGUGGCAUCCUACGUCUCCGUCAAGGCUGACACGGGCCAGGUCUACGCCCUGCGCUCCUUCGACUUCGAGAAGCUGCGCGAGUUCCACUUCCAGGUCAAAGCCCAGGACAAUGGCGUCCCGCCUCUCAGCCGCGUGGCCACCGUGUAUAUAUACGUCAUGGACCAGAACGAUCACACGCCGUUCUUCGCUCACCCGUCAUCUAACAUCACGCACCACUCACCAGGACUCGCGGAGACCGUCCUCCGAAACGCGGAGGCCGGGGUCCUCAUCACCCGGCUGGUGGCCUGGGACGGUGACGCCGGCCAGAAUGCAUGGUUGCUCUACAGCCUUGAACACCCACAAGACCUGGACCUUUUCAAAGUCCACGAACACACGGGUGAGAUCCGCACUACGCGGCGUGUUGUGGAGGACAACUCCACCUUAUUCAGCCUGCUGGUGCGUGUACGGGACCAUGGCACGCCGCCACGCUCCACCACCGCCACCGUCCACGUGGCCGUCAUGGAGCUGCCGCCCAAGGUCACCCCGGACCCCAAGCGCAUUGUCCGGCCGCACGGCACGCUCAUGUUCUCCAACGUCACCCUGUACCUGAUCAUCGCCCUGAGCGCCACCACCUUCGUGUUCCUGGUCACCAUAGUCGUGCUGGCCAUCGUCAAGUGCCACGAGUACUGCAGCCAGCCGGGCGCCUGCUCCUGCUCUGCAUGCUGUGGGGGCAAGAAGAAACCACCCAAGGAGGGUGGAGGUGGUGGUGGAGGUGGCGGUGGAGGUGGCGGUGGUGGUGGUUCCGGAGGUGGUGGUGGUUCUGGUGGUGGAUCAGGUGGCGGAGGAGCCAGUGGGGGUACCCAGCAACAGGUGGCAGUCGGUAACCAAGUGGCCCUGCGCAGGGACCUAAAAGGCGAACCGCACUACAUCGAGGUCCGGGGCAACGGCUCGCUCACCAAGACCUACUGCUACAAGACCUGCCUGACGGCCACGUCCGGCAGCGACACCUUCAUGUUCUACAACAUGGGGGGCCGGCCCAUCAGCGGCACGUGGGGCUCGCACUUCACGGGCCACAGCAGCACGCAGUUCGUGCGGAGGCUCAGCAUGCCCGACGCCACUGCCAUCCAGCCUAAACCACCCAAUUCAGACUGGAGAUACUCAGCCUCCCUGAGAGCAGGAAUGCAAAGCUCGCAGGUUGUCUCGCAUAUGGAGGAGUCUUCGGUGAUGCAAGGAGCCCAGGGGGUCCUGGUCCAGAAUUGGCCGACCGUGUCCAGUGCCGCCGACCCUGAGGGUGGCGAGGUCUCCCCGCCCGUGGGCGCCGGCGUGGACUCCAACAGCUGGCACUUCCGCUACGGGCCGCAGGGGCCCCAGGCCCUGAAGCCUGGCGAGAUGCCGCCCGAGGCCUUCAUCAUCCCCGGCUCGCCGGCCAUCAUCUCCAUCCGCCAGGGCAAGGACACGGACGACAACGGAGACUUCAUCACCUUCGGCAAGAAGGAGGAGGCCAAGAAGAAGAAGAAGAAGAAGAAGGAGAAGAAGGACAAGCGGGAGAAGGGGAAGGAUGACGACGAUUAGAGAAAGAGAGAGAUUUUAGGAGGAGAGGAGUUUAGGAUUGGUUGGAUUGGACAGGAGGGAUAGAUUUUGUGGAGACUUGCUUUUGUAAGACAGAGGUAUCAACGUUACGUGUGGAAAAAAAAACAAGCUAACAGGAUGUUGGGGAAGUACACAAGACAAGAGUUAAAUAUGGUCACUGUUCACAGACAUGUUUGCUGAGUGCUCGCUACACUCACUCGCUUGCUCGCUCACGUCUACAAAGGAUGUUGCCCACUUUGUUUUGACCAUGACGAUUUGGCCUGUAAAUUGAUUCGCCUCACCCACAGCAAAGGGUUUUAAUCAGUCACGCCUUCCUAUAAUCAUGUUCUGCUAUCGCCUGUGUGCCUGAGUGUUCACUCCUCUGAUUGAUUGAGGGGGGGUGGCAUGAUGCCCCUUCAUAUCCCGCCCCGCCCCCACCCCACAUCCUGGUUAGCUGAUGUUGAUACCUCUGUUUUACAUUGUCCUACUUAUUCUGUCUUUUCCAAGCUUCAGAAACAAAUCACAAAACAGCAUCAUCAACAACACAAAAAUACAAGCUUAAGUAUGUGACACUCCCGAGUCAGUACAGAGUUGUUUUGUGAGAAAGAGAACGAGAGACGAAAAAAAAAAAAUACAGGAGGAAACAAGAAAGGCGACUCUGGAGUGAAAUGCAUGUUAUUAGGAAGUAGGACACAUGCUGUUGUAAAUAUGUUUUGGGUCACACAAGAUGGCUGCCUGUCUGUAUGUAAAGCAAAGUGACACAGCCAUUGGCUUCUGCUUGUCUUUUACUCUGUCAGUAUUUGCCAGACAGAAACAAACAAACAAAACGGACCCCUUGGUUCAAAUCACGAAAAAGGACAUGUGUUUAUUCAGAAAAAUAAAAAGUCCUGGAGAGAGAAAAAAACCAAGUAGUCCAUCUAACCGACAAAGGAAAAACAAAAAACAAAAGGCAAAAAAAAGAUAACACUCGCAAACGUUUAAGCCGAACAACGGAAUGCAAGCACUUUUUUACAUUUUUUUCCCCCAUCCUUUUGCUGUUUAUCUUAACUGCACACUCUCUCCAGGGCUCUGUAAAUGUGUAUUAUUGGAAAUAUGUAUCCCUCUCCCCCCCCUCACAACCAAUGAGCAGGGUCCAAAAUCCACUUGCCCCACCUCUUAUCCCUGCCCCCCUAGUGCUGGGGCCAAUUAGACACCUCCAAGCGUUCACAGCUUUUGAGCCCACUUGCAUAAUAUAUAUUUUAAUAUAUUUUCUUUUUUCGCAAAUCUCUGGCAAGAAGAACCAGUUAGAACCACAAGGCGAAGACAGGAGAGCCCUGCCACGGUUCCUUCAAAGGGUUCUAAAGAGACUAUCUAUCAAGCAGAACUGGGCUGUGUUGGAACGUUUUUUUUUGGGGUUUUUUCCAACGUUUGGUAAACCAAACAUAGGCGGAGUCUUUAGAGCACUAGGAAUGUUUUUUGUUUAAAAACAAAAGAGAAAAAAAAAGAGUUAACCCUAUCCUACCCGUUCCCCCUUCUAUCCAGUGUUAGUGAAAGCUUGAAGCUUCUGCUGUGAAUGUUUGGUAGCGCUGUCCCUUAUGCUUGUAGACUUUUUAUCCUGGACCCCUUCUUUCCCUGGACUUGUGCCUGCUUUCUCAGCGUUACACUGAGUGAACUGACAGUCCCCUUUCGUGAGUGUCCUACACAACCACACACAUAACACACGAGCGAACACAUACACCUGUAUGAACGCACUCGCAGUCAAGACACAGACACGCAUAUACAGUACAAGCAGACAUUCAAGCACACACAAGGACCCCCACUGGAAACCACACACUCUGCUCCCUCACACCAGGGUAUAUAAGUGUUGACUUUGUGUUGAGUUUUGUGUCUUUCAGUUUCUACUUUUGAAGUAAGGGGACGUGGUAUUCUAUGCUCGCUCUUCAAUUUUGUUUUUGUUUUUUGUUUUUUGUCCUUUGAUUUUUAUUUUCUCAAGCUUUAAGUGAUCUUUGGGGUGUUCUCUUCGGUCUGGGGACCUGGUGUCUCUGUGUCCCUUUCUCUCUCUCUCUCUAUCAAACUGGGGACGGUCACUGCUGUCCCCAGCCUCCCCUCCCCACCUCUGGGCGCCGGGCCAGCUUCAUCUAGACAUUGUGGUGUGCUCUACCAGCAGCAUGGAGAAAUGCAGAAAGCAAAACGAAAUGGCCCAUACGUUUCUUUGUGUCGAGUCCAGAGGUGGACGGCUGGGCAGAUGCUCUGAGAAGCUCUGUGUGGCGGUGUCAGUGUUCGUUCGAAGCAAAAAGCAAAAAACAAAAAAACAAAACAAAAACAUAAACAAUACAGUCUUGUGUGUUCUGUUUUUGUGAGCUUUUCAGAAGCAGUGGUUGCCAGGUCUGUGUUUUUGACGCAGUUCCCGCGACACACACUCUGCUUUAUGGUAUUUUACCGCCGUCCAAAGAGAGGAGUGGCGAUGAUACGAGACGAGAUGAGAUGAGACGUUAAAGGGUUAAGGCCUUUGGAGAUGACGGUGGGGACGGGGGGUGGGGUCUUGAGGGUCUUGUUCUUGUCUAAAGACUUGCCCUCUUGCCCUUCCUUGUCCUUGAAUCCUUUCUAUUUCUCGACAAAUUGUAUUUUAAGAUGCAGCUGAAGCCAUACCAAUACCAAUGCACACUGUUCCUCUUAACCGAAACCUGUUUAUGUGUGGGAAAGAAUGUAAAAGUGUAUAAAAAUUCUUUAGAUUGGCUUGAAUAUGCAGAUGCGAAAUAAAGCUUCCCAAAAAGCCAAACCUGAAGCUUCUUUUUUUACAUACGGGUAAAAAAAAGCUUCUGUAUCCACUGCCUGUCACCAUCCAUUGUAUUAUUACUACAGAAAUAGAUUCAAUAAUGGCAGAAAUAUGCUUCAGCUCCGCUGCUAUCGGCUGCCCUGCCCCCCGCCCACCCCCACCUGUCCAAUCUUGUAGCCACACCCCCCACCAAAUCUCAUGGCUCAAAAUGUCAACAAAGGUCACAAUCUUUUUGGUGACUCUGCUGCAUGUACUAAUCCGAAAAAAAAAAGAAAUACACAUAACUAUAUAGAGAAAUAUAUAUGACUAUAGACAUAGAUGGCUAUGAUUUGUAUUAUUUUUGUUAUGACUUGUUUUCUGUUUUUCUCCACCACUCGCACAGGAGAUUUGUGUAUGUACCGUCUCUGCCAAGCAUCUGCAUAUGACCCCCCUCCUUCCUCUGCACCCACACACAGUGGAGUUCUAUGCCGUUUAAAACUAAUCUAACUCUAGAUAUUUGUACAUGCUAUAGUGUCAUGCCCCCUUGAGCAUACUAUCCUUUCUUAUUUUCGUUUUUGUUUGUUUUUGGGUUUAUUUUUUGAAGACUUAUGGGGAAAAAAAUUACAUGUAAAUGGAACAAAAAAAAACUUUUUUGUGUCUGGCUUUGACAUAAUGAUCUAUCUAACACUGUAAUAUUGUAAUGGAAUUACUAUGUAUGACAACUUGACAAUGGUUAUCUUCUCUCUAUCUUUCACCCCCUUCUUUGAAGAAAAAAAAGAAAAUCGAUGACAAAAAAAAUCCUGAUGUAAAAUACGGUAUAUGUAGUGUAUGCUUGUAUUUAGUGAGCGUUCAUGCUGUCAUUUUUUCUCCGUGUAAUCGGUGGUGAUCAGUAGGUGGCGCUACGCUGUCCUUUGGGGCAGCGGGCACAUCUGUUGUAAGACCUUUUUUUGUACACCUGCUCAUCAACUGUGAUGGUGAAGUAGUGAAGUUCAUUUCUCGCUCUUUUUUUAAUUUCAUUUCAAUGGAUAAAGUGGUAAUGUGUUUUGUUUAUAAAUCACAACAAUAAAUAAAGUUUUCUUUCUUAAUA